This is a messenger RNA of Pogonomyrmex barbatus (red harvester ant), 3490 nucleotides long. RefSeq names its product procollagen lysyl hydroxylase (gene Plod). The record is from RefSeq and is a predicted model, not a curated record. Gene Ontology annotation, cellular component: endoplasmic reticulum. Gene Ontology annotation, molecular function: iron ion binding; L-ascorbic acid binding; procollagen-lysine 5-dioxygenase activity. NCBI's taxonomy places the organism in Eukaryota, Metazoa, Arthropoda, Insecta, Hymenoptera, Formicidae. Gene Ontology annotation, biological process: peptidyl-lysine hydroxylation.
AAUUGUUCCUCUAUCCGUUCCAAAUUUUAUCAAUAGAAAAACUACAUAUUUUAUGAUACAACAUCUGAUUCAAAGGGAUUGCUUUAGAUCACACUGUAUAUAAUGCUGUUAGCAGAGAUAUAGCAAAGUUGUCUACAAAAUGUGACGGUAGAUUAAUGACAGAAGCAAUCUUGGCAUACUUGUUAUAUGGUGUACCGUAAAUUACCGCGGCAAGAACAAUGCGGAAUCUGCGGUUUCUGCCACUAAUUUGCAGUCUAAAUGUGUCACAGCAGGUUCUAUCGUGCAAAGCAUGAUUUAACUCAUGCUAUUUAUUCCGCUAGCAAUUUCUAAAUUGAAUUUGCUGCCACUCUAUUAACACAUAUUGCAAACAAUUUGCCUGUGCAUCAUGCUAAAGGUAACGUCACGGGCACCGCAAUUUCUAAUUACGGCUCUGCACCGAUGGUUUCCAUCGGUCUUUAGUCCGCGCCGCGGCGGCGCCCAGUCCGCGUCAAGCGACGCCAAGUGACGGAUGUUGAUGUGUGUCGCCGACAAGCGGUGCGGAUCACCCUGGGGGUUCUGUCAGUCAGUGCGCUCGUAAGAAAGAGAGAGAAAGGGAAAACGUGAGAUGUACGGCAACAAGGGGACGACGAUCGGAUGCUGGCUCGUGUGGUGCUGCGUCUUCCUGACGUACCACGUGGUCAGCGAGACACCAGCGGCCGGCGCUAACGAUGUCCUCGUUUUUACCGUCGCCUCCAAUGGGACGGAUGGUUUCCAAAGAUAUUUGAGGUCGGCCGAGGUCUACGGAUUUCGUGAUAAAUUGAACGUCCUAGGGCUGGGCAACCCCUGGAGAGGUGGUAACGUCGUGAAUUAUGCCGGCGGUGGAUACAAAAUUAAUCUCCUCAAGAAAGCCUUAGAGGAUUACCAGGACGAUGAAAAGAAAAUCAUCCUAUUCACCGAUAGUUAUGACGUUAUUUUUCUCGGCGGUUUAUCCGCCAUCGUCGAGCGAUUCCUGAACAUCGAUGCUCGAAUUCUGUUUUCCGCGGAGGCGUAUUGCUGGCCGGAUAAAUCCCUGGCUGCGCGCUAUCCGCCCGUAUCGAGGGGCAAACGAUACCUGAAUUCCGGUGGCUUCAUCGGUUACGCGUCCGACGUGUACAAAAUCCUAAAUAUUGAAGCUAUUAAAGAUGAGGACGAUGAUCAACUGUACUACACAAACGCGUACCUAAACGAUGAGCUUAGAACGCGACAUAAGAUCAAGCUGGAUCAUAAAUCCAAAAUAUUUCAGAAUCUCAACGGUGCGGUAGCUGAUGUGGAACUCAGGUUCAAGGGAGAAGAAGCCUAUCUACAAAACAUCGUCUACAAUACGGUGCCCCUGAUACUUCAUGGUAACGGAUUCAGCAAGCUGGUCUUAAAUUCUCUGGGCAAUUAUCUGGCUCGCGCCUGGACGCCGGACGAGGGAUGCUUGACGUGCUGGGAUCGAACUAUAGAGCUCGAUAAGACUGAGCCGGAAACGUUUCCGGUUAUUUUAAUAGCUAUUUUCAUCGAGCGUCCCACGCCGUUUUUGGAAGAAUUCUUCCGGGCUAUCUAUCGUCAAUUUUACCCAAAAUCGAAGUUGCAUCUGUUUGUUCACAACAACGUGCCCUAUCACGAGGACGUAGUGGAUGACUUUUUCGAGAAGAUCGGUCAGGAAUAUUUGAGCGCGAAGCAGAUAUUACCGAGCGACGCCAUCAGUGAGGUUGACGCGAGAAAAUUGGCCAUGGAGCAUUGCUUGUUGAAGGAGUGUUCCGGGUAUUUGUCUGUUGACGCAGUUUCGCAUUUGGACAACGAGUACACGCUGAAGUUACUGGUGGAACAGCAAAGGGGGAUCGUCGCGCCUUUGCUCAUACGACCGUACAAAGCAUGGAGCAACUUCUGGGGCGCCAUAACAGACGAUGGAUUUUACGCGCGGAGUUUCGACUAUAUGGAGAUAAUAAAAAACGAACGCAGGGGACUGUGGAAUGUGCCGUUCGUCAGUAACUGCUACUUGAUCAACGCGACGAUCAUAGCGAACAAAGCGACCCGACCAACCUACGAGAAUGACGACCUGGACACGGAGAUGGCGUUCGCUCAUGGAAAUCGGCGGAGAGGCCUAUUCAUGUAUGUUAGCAACAGACUCGAGUUUGGUCAUCUCGUUGAUCCUGAUACUUAUGACAUUCAACUCACCUAUCCGGACAUGUAUCAGAUUGUGGACAACAAGCUAGACUGGGAAAGAAGAUACAUUCAUCCGAACUACAGUGACAAUUUUAAUCCCGACAAGAAACCGAUACAGCCAUGUCCGGAUGUCUAUUGGUUUCCCAUCGUUAAUCUCAGGUUCACCAAGGAACUCGUAGGAAUCGUAGAGACUUAUGGACAGUGGUCGGACGGGACUAAUCACGAUCCACGAUUAUCGGGUGGUUACGAAAACGUACCAACUCGUGACAUCCACAUGAAUCAAGUUCAAUAUGAACAACAGUGGUUGUACUUCUUGAAAGAAUAUGUUAGACCAUUGCAGGAGCUUGUCUUCACCGGCUAUUAUCAUGACCCGCCACGAUCGCUCAUGAACUUCGUCGUGAGGUAUCGUCCAGACGAACAACCAUCCCUGAGACCACAUCACGACUCUUCGACUUACACUAUCAACAUCGCUCUGAAUCAAGCAGGAGUGGAUUACGAAGGCGGUGGAUGCAGAUUCAUCCGGUACAACUGUUCAGUCACCGAUACAAAACCAGGCUGGAUGUUGAUGCAUCCUGGAAGAUUAACGCAUUAUCAUGAGGGCUUGCGAGUGACUGCGGGUACACGUUACAUCAUGAUCUCCUUCGUAGAUCCGUGAUAGAAUUCACUGUAAAUUAUCAAACUACCGAUGUAUUACAAAUAUACUGCCACUAUCGAAAACAAAGAAUUUCAAAAGAAGAGAUGGCGAUAUCAAAGAGAAGUGUAAUUUUGCAUGGACGUGUGUUCAUUGUUGUUGUCGAUUAGAAACGUCAAUUGCCAUUGAUGAACUGAAUAAUACAUUUAACAGAGGUGAAAGCUGCUUAACUGAUGUAUUAUUUUUAUACUCUGAUGUAAAUGCACGCCUAAUCGUGUUUCACUAGUUAGCAAUAUUGCCAAUUUUUACAAAGAUGGUAAAGCUGUAUGUGUGUGUAUGUGUGUGUGUUACAUACACAUACAUACAUACAAAUAUGUUCAUAUAUGUACACACAAUAUGUUCAUAUGUAAAUGUGCAAUAAUCAUAUUUGUUGAUAUCUAAAUUUCAGUUCGUUUUAUGAAUUGAUCGAUAAUAAAUUUUUAAUAAUAAAUGUUAUGAAAUACGAUAAAUAUUAUAUUAUCAAUCUCACUCUCUAUUUGUUUUUAAAUACAGUCGAAAGGAAAAGGGUUUAAAGGGUUCCUCAAGCUCAAUAUUUUUGUUUUUGAUUUUUCAUUGUAUCUAUACAGUUUAUCUCAUUAUGUUACAUUAGGAACAGCAACAGGAUAAAUAAUUAAAAGUAACGUCUGAAUAGCA